Molecule: messenger RNA, 207 nt
Organism: Sphaeroforma arctica JP610
Lineage: Eukaryota; Ichthyosporea; Ichthyophonida
Exons: 1
Source: RefSeq, a predicted model, not a curated record
AUGCAGGCACCAGCGCCUGUCAAGAAAAUGGCUGACGACUGGGAAGGAGAAGGCAAGAAGGCAUUUGCGUCGGAUAUGGAUAUAUACGCUAAGUCAAUUACUACUGACAAUGACAGUCCACAGAAAACCUAUUCCUCCGCAAUAGGGGGAGUGCAUAAUAUGCUAUACUACUUGCUGCUUCUUAUAGUGGCCGGAACCUUUGCCAAG